CUAACCCCCAUCACUUUCCCUUUCCCCUUCCCCUAACCUCUUCCCUUCCCCUCUAGAUCCUCUUUCCACCCUUGCAGCCGUUCCGAUCUCCCUCAAAAAAUCCAUGUCCGGCGGCACUCGAGCCUCCGCUCGCCCUUCACCGCCGCAACCGCCACCCUCCACGGCGGCGGCUGAGCCAGUCGUCCCGCCUAUACGGCGCCACCUCGCUUUUGCCACCAUGAAGCCGCCGCUUGUUCAACCUGAUAAUUAUCACAGGUUCUCGAGUUCUGGCACAAAUGAUAAUACUAAUUAUACUAAUAAUAAUGUUAAUAAUGUUAGUGAAGUUGCCGAUCGGGAAGCUGAUGCCAUUGUUGUGAGGCCUGCCCAGCUAAAAAGGAAGAGCACAACUAACAAGAGUGAAGUUGAAUCGAGCCAGUGGAUUGCUAGUCCAAGGGUUACAAGCUUGUCCAACAGUCCCUUGCAGACACCUGUAUCUAAGGGGGGAAGGACAAACAACAGGUCAAAGGCAACAAAGGGCAAUAGAUCGACUCCUCAAACUCCUGUGUCAAAUGCUGGUUCCCCUUCCACUCCCACUCCUGCUGGCAGCUGUCGUCAUGAUAGUUCUUUAGUUGCUUUGACAGAAAAGUUCGUCAAUCUAAUAAAACAAGCGGAAGAUGGUAUCCUUGACCUUAAUAAUGCUGCGGAAACUUUGAAGGUGCAAAAGCGGAGGAUAUAUGACAUAACAAAUGUCUUGGAAGGCAUUGGUCUUAUUGAAAAGAAGCUCAAGAACAGAAUACAUUGGAAGGGGCUUGAUGCUUCGAGGCCCGGGGAAGUGAAUUUUGAUGCCUCCUUACUAAAGACAGAAGUUGAAAACCUUGCCUUGGAAGAGCGCAGACUAGAUGACCAAAUAAGAGUAAUGCAGGAAAGAUUGACAGAACUCAGUGAAGAUGAGAACAACCAGAGGUGGCUUUUUGUAACUGAAGAAGACAUAAAGGGCCUACCUUGUUUUCGGAAUCAAACCCUUAUUGCAAUUAAGGCCCCACAUGGGACUACUCUGGAAGUCCCUGAUCCUGAUGAAGCUGCGGACUAUCCUCAGAGGAGAUACAGGAUAAUUCUCAGAAGUACAAUGGGUCCUAUUGAUGUUUACCUUGUUAGCCAAUUUGAGGAGAAGUUUGAAGAAAUGAGCAUGAGCGGGGUUGGGCCACCUUCGAACUUCCCACUUACUUCUUGUUCAGGCUCCAAUGAAAAUCAAGCAAAGAUGGUCCCCACAAAGAGUGUCGGAAAAGAUAUUGUUCCCCAGGCACAAUAUGCUCAUGAAAUGGCUUGUGACGUUGAUGCUUCACAGGAGUUUGAUGGGAGGAUGACGAAAAUUGUUCCUUCAAAUGAUAAUGAUGCAGAUUAUUGGUUUCUCUCAGAAGAUGGUUUUAGCAUAACAGAUAUGUGGAAAACAGAUACAGGGGUUGAAUGGAGUGAAGUAAAUAUGUUUAGCACGGACUUAGGAGUUGCUGAUGUCAAUACCCAGAGGCCACAAACUCCGCCUUCUACACAUGCUGAUGUUCCAUCUUCUGCUGUUAACUUCAACCAGAGGUAAAAAUCAAUUUGCCUAUUGAGGCAAUUUGAGAAACUGAUUUCAGCAUCUCAAUCCUUUUCAUGCAUGGACAAGUGAUUAAGGAUGCUUUGGAGUUUCAUCAUUCAUGUGCAUUGGAAAGAUCAAUGGUAAGUUGAGAGUUCUUCCGAUUUACCACAUGGUUGAAACAUCAUUUGGUUAUCAAUAAAACUGUCUCCAUUGUAUUCUGGGAUAAAACAGUGGAUAUCAGACGUGGAAUAAGCGCAAUCAAUAUCUUACCAGUACAAACACAUGAUUAAACCUGCAUACAGACUAGCCUUCCACUGAGAAUGCUAUUCUGACAGUAGAUGUGUAGAACUGGUACUCUGGAUGAUGUUGUCCCUGAGAUUCCAUGUCCUAGAUUUCAUCUGGCUGUAUGUUGUUAAGCAUUGGUAUAGACACAUACCAUAUGAUAUGCCAUUCAUAAUUAAGGUAACUGUGCUGAUUUUCUCAGCCAUGUUAAUUCCUGUAACCCAAAAUUUUCAUACUUUUACUCAAGUUUAAGGCAUUUUAUGUUUUAUGCAAGCAAGUUUUGUGAAUGAUUUUAGAGGUGUGACUGCAUGCACACACAUGCAUAUACUCUAGCCAUGCACCAUUUUAGGUUGUCAACUUAGGUUCGAUUUUACGCAGGUUGGGUCUGAUCCAAUGCCAACAAAAUAUAAAGAGAAUGAACCAGAAACUGAAAAGCGACCACAACCUCCUUCUCUACUAUUUGGGACCUAUCCGAGUGCACUGCAUUCCCUUGUCUGUCAUGGAGUAUGCCAGUGCCCAUUAAUGGGUUAGAAGUCAUUUUCACAGCACCUGCACCAACUAUAAGGAACGAAAUUUAGGGCUUAUUUGGUGGAGUUUAUUGGAAAUUUUAUUUUUUUUUAGUACAGUUUAGGAAUUAUAAGUUUAAAUUUUUAUUUGAGAAAAAAUUUAAAAAUUGUUU
Rubroshorea leprosula is the source of this 2516-nucleotide messenger RNA. Lineage: Eukaryota; Viridiplantae; Streptophyta; Magnoliopsida; Malvales; Dipterocarpaceae. The record is from the annotation of a GenBank genome assembly.